AUGGAUUUCCAGAAUAAUCUGCAGCCUGAAUUGGGGAAAUUGGAACAGAUUGUUUAUCAAUUUCUUCUGAAGUCUUUACACGUAAUUUUGGAGUCAAGGGUACCGUUGUUACGCCAACACGAUAGAAGUGGUGACCUGUCGGCGGUUUCUCGUGCGAGGAGGAGUGACAAAUGGUUUAAUUUCGCCUUAGGUGAUAGACCGUCUGCUCUUGAUAACUUGAACUUCUGGCAUAGGAAUUUGAUGGAUCCGAUGAUAAUUGAUAUUAUACUAGUUCAUGAAGAGAAUGGUUGUUCGGUUGAGACGGUAAUAGAGAGGUGGAAUGUUCAAUAUGAAUGUCCGAGAAAUUUGUCUCCUCAAACUAGUGACACCACUCUCUCUUUCAAGAAAACGUACCAGAAAUCGAUUAUACUGUUUCGCGCUCUUUAUUCUCAAAUGCAGCAUCUCCCAACUCAUAAGAUUUUUAAGCAACUAAGUGCACCGAAUCGCACUUGUAAUUUUGAUAUUGUUUACAAGGUUUCUUCCUUUAGUGAUCCGUUUUCUAGGGAAGAAGGAGCGAUGAUGGGAGAAUAUGUCUUCACGCCAGUUGACGCGCUUCCAGGUCGCCUUAACGUAUCUGUGACUUACCGUACUACAUUUUCCGAUUUCAACCUUGAGUGUUCAACAUCAUUACCAACAAAAAUAAUCACCGAUUAUGUUGGAAGUCCGAAUACUGAUCCUUUGAGGUAUUUCCCUUCUUCAGGAAAGGGUGUCCGUGCGCCUCCGUCUUCUAUGCCACUUGAUCGUCCUCAUAGCUGGACGCCUGGAUUUCAUAAAGCAGCGCCUUUUGUACCGAAUCAUCAGUAUGUUGGACCACAACUGGUGCAUCAUGGUUCUCUCAAGCCAUAUAAUUUUCCAUCUUCACCUAUUGAUAAUUUCAAUAUCAGAUAUCAUAACAAUCGAAUGCAAAGCCAGUCAAGGUCUCCGAGUUACGAUGAGUAUCCGCUUUCUCCUCCGUUCUCAUCCUCACUGUCUCCAUCACCACCUAUUCAUAUUGGCAACACAAUGCAUACCCGAAUGCGCUCUGAAACCGCUCCUGUGACUAUACCUCAUCCAAUAAUAAGCAGAAGCUCUAGAAACCUUUCUCCUAAUUUUUCAGAUCCUAAUAGAAACUCCCUGCCACCUUUAUCCCCUAGAAGGUAUGAUGCAUCGUCACAUGAAUCUCCAUCAGGAAUCAGGUCACUCCGGAGAGUAGAAUCUCUAAAGAUUGGUCAAAAGAUUGUACGAGACAGCAAGGAUGAUUCAGGGCGAUUCUCAGGAUUAUUAUCGUCAAGUGACUCACCACGUGUUGGAGUUUCUACAACCUCAAGUAGAUUAUCUUCUCAGGAUGACUUGGACGAAGGUGACUUUUCGUGUCCUUUUGAUGUUGAUGAUGUCGACCCUCCAGAUGUUCUUUCGAGCCACAAUGUGGAAGGAAAGAGUGCUUUGGGGUCGCCUUCGACAUCAUUACCAACAGGGAGAAAAUCACAAGAUGCUGCUGUUGGUGUUCUUGUGCAAAUGCUUAGAACAGCGCCUCCUUUGCGCCAAGAUUCAAGUUGUUAUUCAUCGCAUUCCCUGAAAGCUGAACUUGACAGAGGAGUUGCUGCUGAUUCCGGAUUCUUCAUCCCUCGAAAGACAACUGACGCACUCGAAGAGCUCAGGAGUUAUAGAGAAAUGAGAGACCUUCUUGUUUCUAAGAGCGGUGCUCGGUCCUGA
This is a messenger RNA of Lathyrus sativus (Indian pea), 1731 nucleotides long. Lineage: Eukaryota; Viridiplantae; Streptophyta; Magnoliopsida; Fabales; Fabaceae. The record is from the annotation of a GenBank genome assembly.